Messenger RNA from Cannabis sativa, 2148 nucleotides. RefSeq lists its product as uncharacterized. The record is from RefSeq and is a predicted model, not a curated record. Bases 682 to 1890 code for a protein of 402 amino acids. The transcript is spliced from 3 exons. NCBI's taxonomy places the organism in Eukaryota, Viridiplantae, Streptophyta, Magnoliopsida, Rosales, Cannabaceae.
UAUCGCCCACCAUUCACAUUUCACUCACUAAAAAACUCACUCUCUUCACUCUUCACCCAUUUCAGAAGAGAAAGGAAAAAAACCACAGCCAUAUAAAUAUAUAUAUACACCUCCAUCCACAAACUCACUACCGGCGAUUAUUGGUCACCGGAGAAAUGAAUAUUCCGGCGACUUUCAUUUCGAUUACUGUACGCAAUGCUCGAAUCUCCGAUCAUCGCCGACACGUUUUCCAUGAAAAUCCUUGACCGGAAGCGAUCUCGUUUCGCUUAGUUACAGUACACGUUAUUCGACGCUUUUCCUUAGCCGAAAAAAAAAUUAAAAAGUUAUUACCGAUACGAUACUUCUAGAGGAAGGUACCGAUUUUUCUCCCUUCGUUCGUACAUAAAUUUUGGUAGAGUUUUCCUUUUUGUUUCCGCUGUUUUCUUUUUCAUUUGUUAGAUUAACCUGAUAAUCUAACGGAAAAACAAAACAGCGAAUGUAGAUGGAAUAUUGAGAAAUUGGAUUGAUUUUCGUCAUUUUUUUGUUGUUCGUUUCUGUGUAAUUUGAGUGAAUGGUUUUUGAGUUGUUUAGAUAGACUAAGCUCUGAAAAUGGAGCAGAAAAAACCUUUUAGUUGUAAUUAGAAGCGGAGGUAGUUUGAAGAAAAGAUUUUUUUUCGUUUUCUCUUUCUCUUCUUCGGAACGAUGCCAUUUCCGAUGAAGAUACAACCUCUUGAUAUUGAUCCCGAAUCAGUUAGGGAACCUGCGGUUCGAACCGAUUCAGCUAAACCGGUGUUGAAAUCGCGGUUCAGGAGGCUCUUUGACCGCCAGUUUCCGAGCGUCCUGAGGAAUUCUUCAACAGAAAAGACCACUAAUGUUAAUGGCGAACCAACUCAGUACAAAGAUGGAGGAGCAGCCACUGUGUUUGAACCGAGUUCGGUUUGCUUGGCCAAGAUGGUUCAAAAUUUCAUCGAGGAAACCAACGAGAGGCAACCACCUCCACCUCCACCCAAAUGCGGGCGUAACCGCUGCAAUUGCUUUAAUGCGAACAGCUACGAUAGCUCCGAUGAUGAAUUCGACGUCUUCGGCGGUGGUUUCGGAGACUCCACUACCUCCGGAUCUUUUGGCGGCGACGCCUCCGACAUCCUCAAGAGUCUAAUUCCUUGUGCGAGCGUAGCAGAGAGAAAUCUCUUGGCCGAUACUGCUAAGAUCGUUGAGAAGAACAAAAAUCACAAACGAAAAGAAGAUUUGAUAAAGAUUGUAACCGAAGGACUCUCAUCUAUGGGCUACGAUUCCACCAUCUGUAAAUCUAAAUGGGAAAAAUCUUCUUCAUUCCCAGCUGGUGAAUACGAGUACAUAGAUGUGGUAGUAAAAGGCGAGAGGUUAUUGAUAGACAUAGAUUUCAGAUCAGAGUUUGAGAUAGCUCGAUCAACCGGAGCUUACAAGGCUAUCCUCCAAUCUCUGCCGUACAUAUUCGUCGGAAAAUCUGAUCGGCUUGGCCAAAUAGUCUCCAUCGUUUCUGAGGCGGCCAAACAGAGUCUUAAGAAGAAAGGAAUGCACUUCCCUCCAUGGCGGAAGGCCGAUUACAUGAGAGCCAAAUGGCUCUCUCCUCACUCCAGAAAAGACCCCAUAGCCAUCGCUGUUCCAGAAUCGGAAUCGGAGAAGGUCAAAUCUGACGUUGAAUCUCAGGACGACGACGGGUUUAGCGAUUGCGGUGAAUUGGAGCUGAUUUUCGGCGAGAAGAGCCUGCCGUCGGAGAACGAUCCCGGCGGAUCUGCCGCCGAGAAAGAUUUUCCGGCGGAUGAGAAAAAUUCGUCGGAGCCGGUAACGGCGUGGCAGCCACCGGCGAUUGAACCGAAGAGUGUAGAGAGAGGAACUAAAAUCGUUACCGGAUUAGCUUCUCUACUCAAAUAAAAAAAAAAAAAGUUUUGCAUUUACAUCUUUUUCAAAUUUUCGAGAUAAAAAAAAAUGAAUAUAUAAAUAAUAAUAUAAUAUAAAAACAUAUAUAAAAUGAGGAGAUCAAAUAUUAGCACACGUCUCCUCUCUCUCUUCGUUUUUUUUUCCUUUUUGCCCUUUUAACUCAUGUAUGUAUAUGUUAAGAAAAGAGAAAACAAUCUCAAUUGUAAUAAAAUAGUUAGAAUUUGAAUAGCAAAACAAAUUAAAAUUGUUACA